Molecule: messenger RNA, 1521 nt
Organism: Echinostoma caproni
Lineage: Eukaryota; Metazoa; Platyhelminthes; Trematoda; Plagiorchiida; Echinostomatidae
Source: the annotation of a GenBank genome assembly
AUAGUUCGUGUGCCUGACCCGAACAAUAGGGCGAUAUUGGAAAAUGAGCAGUGCCUUUGGAAACCGCUCCCUACCAUCCUUAUUGUGGACAAUAUUCGAGAUCCGGGAAAUUUAGGCAGCUUGUUGCGCACGGCUGCUGGUUUUGGUCUUUCUGCGGUACUGGUUUCUAAAGGUAGCGUGGAUAUAUGGAACGAUAAAGUAGUCCGUGCCGGUAUGUCUGCACACUUUCGUAUUCCGAUAUUUUCUGGUCUGAAUUGGUCACACAUUGGCCGUUAUUUCUCACGUGCUCAAAGCGAAGAUGCCAAACACUCCCUUUCGUAUUUUCCCAAAUGCUUUGUUGCUGAUAUUGCCAACAAAGCAGUUGAUCAGAUCCUGGACAGCUUUCGAUCCACAACGGAAAUCAAGAAACUGUUGGAUUCGUUGCAAGUCAAGUAUCGAAAAUUGAAAUUGUUCAAGGAUGUGUCAUUUGUUACUUUUGGAUCUGCAGAGGAUAGAGAUGUCGCACUGAAGACCCUCAAUGGCCAUAUGUGGCGCGGACGACAGUUAGAGGCUCGAUUGGCUUUGGGUAGAGCAGAUCCUUUGCUUCAAAAACGUUUGCCAACUUCUGGGACUAACGACGAUGAUUUGGGGUAUCGCAAACGUGUUUGCUUAGAUUCGUCGACACCCGACGCAGGUGAAGAUGAAGCAUCUCGAAAGACGGAGGGCCUCAAAGAACCGCCUGUUUGCCCAUUGGUUGAGCUUAUUCCUUCUCCUAUGACCGUGGGCUAUCGAAACAAAUCGGAACUGACAAUCGGACAGGACUUGGAGGGCAAAGGUCCCGUUAUUGGAUUUCGUUUCACCAAAUACCGUGAUGGAUUGAUCGCAGUCGGCUCGUAUCGCCACUUAACCAUUCUCCCGCCAGCCACAGUAGCUAUGCUAAACAGUCUACAGGAAUUCAUUAAUCAGUAUUCGCCCUGUGAACCACACAAGAGUUUAACAACCUAUGAUCCAAUUUCGCAUGAGGGUCAUUGGCGCCAAGUUCUGGUACGCGAGACGCGGUUGGAAGAUCGUCUGCUUUUGCUGGAUGUGCAUGUUCGAAAUCUGGACGAGCACUUCGGAAAGGUUCGAUUCAACCAACACACGCCUUUUACAUGGGAAAGACUCAACACUUUGGCCACUGAACUCCUGUAUGAACAAAUUAUCCAGCUUGCCAUUGAAUCGCGAGACUCAUCCACAGAGGAAAAUCAAGACCCAGUCGAGCAACGAGAGCGCGUUUUACUUGACGUCUGUUGCGGCACUGGGACAAUUGGUCUCUCCUUGGCCAAACCUUUGCUAAAAAAAAUCUGUCAUAAUGUUCUGCAACACAUUCGUGUUGUCCGCCACCCCUUCAAGUUUCUGCUCCAUAUAGUGGAACUGGCCGAACUGCUGCAGCGUACACUCGACUGUUUACAGACAGCCGGAUGUCGCGACGGCGCCACAGAUGUGUCAAGUUGGCAAAUGCCAACCAAACCUUCUGUAUUCGAAAUGAUACUCCAUCCGUGA